GGCGGGGGCGGGAAGGCAGACUGCAGCCCGCUCGGCCAGGACAACCUGCUCGUGUGCCUCCGAUGCACAGUGUGCCGCGCCGUAUUUGCCGGCAACUGGAAGUGGCCAGCAGUGCCAGAGGAUGUUCAGUUCCCGCGAGGCUUUCACUCGCCUGUUCUUGCCUCCACUUGCUGCGAGCAGAACCGGUGUUUUUUUGCGACUCCGCAGGUCGUCGUUGAGGUCACCCUGUUGUCUUACUUGCUCGGUUUCCUAGCCCGCGGCGGCAUGAGCUUCACCGCGUUCGCUGUGAUCUACCAGACCUUGUGGCCAGCGUCCAUGCGCGGCACGAUGUACGCGUCGAGGACGCACCUGCUGCAGAUCUUCGACAUCAACGUGAUCGCCUUCGCUUGCAUAUUGAUGUUCGCCGAGUGCGCUCUGGACGCUCGCGCAUUCGUCUGGUGUCUGCGGCCGCGCCACCAGGGCUCCGAUUUUGAGGCGUUGCUCUGUCAGGCGAGGAAGGCGUUCUCGACGUCGUCAGCUUCUCAUGCUUGCUGGCUAUUCCGCCGCGUGCGGGCCCUGGUCGUUGACGGCAAAUGGUGCGUCCAGACCAGUAUAUGCAAUGCCCGGGACUGCAAUCCCGUCUUCUCCGCGGAAGUUCGGGAGGGGUAUUUCAAGGGAUGCACGGAGCGGCCCGCCCCUGGCAGUUUGUAUUGCAAGAGGCAUGCGUAUGCUCGCGGGCACCGACGACGGUGGCAGCAAUCCCAGGACGCACUCGUGGUGGAGGACCACCGUAAAACAGUCCGGCAAGACGGGGUGCUCCUGGAGUACAAGGUGCAGGGGGGGUGGGCGAGGCGGGAGGCCGUGAACACGGACGACGUCAGGCAGUACGAGAUGUGGCUGCUUCGGCGGGCGAGGCAGAAGAAACAGCAGGAGGAUGACAGGAAGGACGUCGACGAGUUGCUGGUUGGCCGCAAAUCCGCGGGCAUCUUCGUGGCCGUCACGCCUUGCCUGCAAAUUGCGGCAAUUGCGCCGAUGUGGGCGUCCGAGAGCAUUUCGCAAUUACUGUUGUUCUUGCUGGCCACCAGGGAGCUGUUCCUAGCUUUGGCAUGCGUGAUUUACGACAACGCCUGCGCGGUCGCGCGGCACCUGCGCAAGCGGCAGCGCGAGAGCCCCCCGAGUGAUCCGGACGCGCCCGGCUGGACGUGGUUACUGGGCUUGCAAUGGGUCGUCGAUCGGUUGCAUUUCACCUAUCGCAAGGGCUGCCGCGAUAAGACGAGCCCGUACUUCGCGCCUGGCGUCGACGCCGACGACUACCCCUCUCUGAAGGGCGUGGACACAGAAGCGGUGGAGCAAUUGUUCCACGUGGCCAAUCGCUGGCAGGUCGUCCUGUCCGGGGCGCACCCAGUGCACGAGGAGCUGCUGCUCCUCAUUUUCGCGCGGGACCACAACAGGAGGCAGUCCUGCCACCGCGCCAUCCAGACGUACCGCUCCGCUCAAGCUGCGCCGGCUGCCCCCCGCAGCGGACCGAAUUCUUCGGCCGAGGGGGGCCUGCGUCUCGCGGCGGCGUACGCGGGGGGGUGCGAGUGCGAUGUCCCAGACCGCGCGGGCUGGCGGAAGAAGCGGAAGACAAUCCGGGCGUCUUGCGAGGUCCCAGAGCCCCCGCCGCCUGAACAGGCCCCGGAUGGAGAGGCAGGCAAGCGUGCCGCCCCGGCAGAGGCGCCGCGCGAUCCUCUCCCGACGAUGAGGAAGCAGGACCUACACAGCGCUCACGUGUGGAUUAACUUGCGCAGCAAGACCGUGCACCACGCAGUGCUGCGGAAUUCUGUGUCCGCCGGGUGCGGGUAUUUUUUGGGCCAGGACAGCCGGCCCCUUAGGUUGGGCCGGGCCGACGUGCGACGUGCACGGCGUGUUCUCGUGCGGUAG
Prorocentrum cordatum is the source of this 1902-nucleotide messenger RNA. NCBI's taxonomy places the organism in Eukaryota, Dinophyceae, Prorocentrales, Prorocentraceae. The record is from the annotation of a GenBank genome assembly.